AUGUCGUGUCACACUUAUUGGGUAUACAUUAUAUAUAAGAGGAACAAAAAGAAGAAGAAGAAGGAGGAGAAGGAGAAGAAGAAGAAGAAGAAGAAGGAGAAGAUGAAGAAGAAGAAGAAGAAGAAGAAGAAGAAAAAGAAGAGGAAGAAGAAGACAGAACUACCUAGUACGGAGAGGAAAUCGGAUGUACGGGCCCUUGUCAAGGAUUUCAACGAUUCUUAUCGGCAGCUCGGUGAUUACGUCACAAAAAAAAAUGAGGAAAAGAGACAAUGGAAUAAAAACUCUCCAGAUAAACCAACAUUCAAGGCGAGCAAUACACACAUUUCUGAUACAAAUCCACAAGAAUCAACUAAAACUAUUUCCAACCCAUCGAAUUCAAAAUCAAAUGUUGUGGAUAGCUCGUCUAAAAGCCCACGCAAACUCGAAAAUAUUUAUGGAGAGGGCACGACGGAAAGUAAGGAAGGGGAAUCGUCAAACUCAGACGUUCAGCGUCUCUUGGAUGCUUACCCAAAGAAAUUUCAAGAACUUAGACAGCUGAUGGAAGAAAUGAAGGAUAGGCAUGCCAAGUCAAUCAAUAGAUUGAGACACAAAUUGAAGAGUGACGCCCUCAAGCAACAAGAAGAGGCGAAGGAAGCCGCGAAACGUGAAGCGCAAGAAGAAACGGAUAGACUCCGACAUCUCUUAAAAGCGCAGAGAACGAAAUCACAGCGGGCCUUGGAAAAUAUGAAAACUGAAAAGCACAAACUUGUCACUAAACAAGCAAAAAGCAACAAGACACUGCGACAGACGGAAAAUAAACUAGCUGACAUGCAGAAAGGUUUGUUCACCGUCAAGAAACAAUUUGCAAAGAUUCGACGCGAAAAGGUGAUUAGUGAUGAAGACAGAGCCGGGCAGCGAUCAAAGGCCAUCCAAGAAAAGAAACGAGCAGAUCGACUCCAGAAAGAUUUCAAAUCCCUCGAAGCAGGUAUCCAAACGGUUAGACUUCUAAACAGGCAAAACGAAAAUGUAACUCAGCACGACUACGAUGUACUGCAGUGGAAGUUCCGUUCCAUAGUGAAACUUGUCAGGGAAGUGGACUCUAUCACCACCCCACCUGACCUGGGAAGGAUGCCUUCUUUGGAAAAGACCAUGGAAGCAAGAGCUGGCAGAGGAUCGAGAGUUCGUCUUCCAGCAAUUGGGUAUCCGGGUCGUCCUCUCAUGAAAGGAGAACAACGAGGGUUACAAGGUCGACAGCGAAUGAGACAAAUAACAUACCCACAGAAGAAAGUUGUGCAUCAAAUUCCAAGAAGAAAUGACCAACAUCCCAAGGAGGAGACAUUGGCUUUACCAAUGCCAGAAGAGAACCCCGGUGACUUUCAUGACGAUUCUUCAACGACAGAUUCAACAAGCAUCGACCAUUCACCUACCAGAUCAUCACGGAGGUCACAUCAGAAUGACGAAGGAGAAGGAGGCUACUCAUCCGAUUCCACACCUGAUACUGUCACUGAAAACCGGGCCUCAAGAAAUCAAAGUGGAAUAUUGGCCUUACCACCUCCGGAUGGGACUCCUAGUGUUGUCAGAGAGUCCUCUCAAUCCAGUAGAGGAUCUCGGUCAGAUUCUGGUAGAACCUUGUCUCGGGAAUCAGCAAAGGGCGAAGGAGGUACUGGAGCAAAGGUCAUUAAAAACCAAACUGAGAAGUCUGACACAUCUAAUUAUAAUAAUGAACAGACACUGAAAAGCGGGAUAAAAGAUGAAGAAGAAGUCACAGGCGACAGAGAGGAAGACCUAAGUGUUUUCUUAACAUAA
Lytechinus pictus (painted urchin) is the source of this 1785-nucleotide messenger RNA. Its product is annotated as pre-mRNA-splicing factor CWC22 homolog. The record is from RefSeq and is a predicted model, not a curated record. The transcript has 4 exons. The coding region runs from base 1 to 1785 and encodes 594 amino acids. Lineage: Eukaryota; Metazoa; Echinodermata; Echinoidea; Temnopleuroida; Toxopneustidae.